CAAAGGGAGUAAUGAAAUGGGUUCCGAACCUAAUCCAAACAAAUAGCUUGAAACCGAACUCCAUGUCUCUCAGUCAUGGCUCUUCCUCACCCUUGUCGUAUUUGAAUUGAACUCGUUCCAAUCAGACCACCAAAUUCACGCCUAUUAAUCUUCCAUCUUUGCACCGCCUUUCCACUUCAGGCUUCACUUUCAGAAACUAAUCCAGAUCACAUAGCUUCUAAUCCCCAAUCAUCACCUUCUGAUCGUUGAUUCUCUUGUAUGAUUAAUCUUUUAUUCAUCAAACAUAGAUGGGUUUUGCAAGGAAAGAACAUGAAUUUUUGAGCGAGAUUGGAUUGAGCGAGUUCAACUUGGGUUGUUAUGUGAAUGGCACGUGGAAAGCACGUGGCCCAGUGGUCACCUCUUUGAAUCCUGCAAAUAACCAGGCAAUAGCUGAAGUUGUGGAAGGUUCCAUGGAAGAUUAUGUAGAAGGCAUGCAGGCUUGCAGUGAAGCAGCUAAGAUAUGGAUGCAGGUUCCUGCACCAAAGAGAGGUGAAAUUGUCAGGCAGAUUGGGGAUGCCUUGAGGGCAAAACUUCAGCCACUUGGUCGCCUUGUCUCCCUUGAGAUGGGGAAAAUACUUCCUGAAGGCAUAGGAGAAGUUCAAGAAAUCAUUGACAUGUGUGACUUUGCUGUUGGAUUAAGCCGGCAAUUGAAUGGGUCUAUAAUACCUUCAGAACGUCCAAAUCAUGCAAUGUUGGAGAUGUGGAAUCCUCUAGGUAUAGUUGGUGUGAUUACAGCUUUCAACUUCCCAUGUGCUGUACUUGGAUGGAAUGCAUGCAUUGCACUAGUCUGCGGUAAUUGUGUUGUCUGGAAAGGUGCACCAACAACUCCUUUGAUCACUAUAGCAAUGACUAAGCUGGUAGCUGGUGUGCUAGAGAAGAACAACUUACCUCCUGCAAUUUUUACUUCCUUUUGUGGUGGUGCUGACAUUGGUCAAGCCAUAGCAAAAGAUACACGAAUUCCUCUGGUUUCAUUUACUGGGAGUUCAAAGGUUGGCCUAAUGGUGCAACAAACAGUGAAUCAGAGAUAUGGUAAAUGCUUGCUUGAAUUAAGUGGAAACAAUGCUAUAAUAGUAAUGGAUGAUGCAGACAUCCAGUUAGCUGUACGUUCCAUCCUGUUUGCUGCUGUUGGGACAGCUGGUCAGCGGUGCACAACAUGUCGUAGGCUGCUUCUUCAUGAGAGUAUAUAUCAAGGAGUGCUAGAUCAACUACUUGAUGCUUACCAACAAGUUAAAGUUGGGGAUCCCUUGGAAAAAGGUACCUUGCUUGGGCCAUUGCAUACUUCUGAAUCAAGAAAGAACUUUGAGAAGGGAAUAGGGAUCAUCAAGUCUCAGGGAGGGAAGAUUUUAACAGGUGGUUCAGUUAUAGAAUCUGAAGGGAAUUUUGUGCAGCCCACAAUAGUUGAGAUUUCUUCAAAAGCAGAUGUUGUUAAGGAGGAGUUAUUUGCUCCUGUUCUUUAUGUUAUGAAAUUUCAGACUUUUGAAGAAGCAAUUGAAAUAAACAAUUCAGUGCCUCAAGGACUAAGCAGUUCUAUCUUCACCCGAAAACCUGACAUUAUCUUCAAAUGGAUUGGGCCACAAGGAAGUGACUGCGGCAUUGUGAAUGUAAAUAUACCAACAAAUGGUGCUGAAAUUGGCGGUGCAUUUGGUGGCGAAAAGGCUACAGGAGGUGGCCGUGAAGCAGGAAGUGAUUCUUGGAAGCAGUACAUGCGACGAUCCACUUGUACGAUCAAUUAUGGGAAUGAAUUGCCACUAGCACAAGGAAUCAAUUUCGGCUCGUAGAAAACUUUUAAGGUUAAAGGCAUUGUGGAAUGUCAAGAGCAAAGCUUUGGCCUUGUAGCUCUAGUGCUCACAACUAGAUUUUACUAGGCUAAGUGUCGUGUCAUGUUGACGAAUUACAAGGAUAAUAAUAUGGAGCAAAGAUGAGCGGGAUAGAAUCAAUAGAUGUUCUAUUGUCUGUUGUACUGGAAACUGCAGAAUCAAAUCUACAUUUACUGUGUUGCCUAAAUGUAAUGAAUGGUUCUAAGCAACAUCUUUAUGUUAAAACGAAAUAUUCAACUGAUCAGUAGAAAAAAGUGGAGACUUUGAUCUCUCACUUUUGGGAAGGCAAUAACUAAAAUUAAAUAAAUCUCUUUUAGAACUA
Messenger RNA from Manihot esculenta (cassava), 2178 nucleotides. RefSeq names its product aldehyde dehydrogenase family 7 member B4. The record is from RefSeq and is a predicted model, not a curated record. Bases 288 to 1817 code for a protein of 509 amino acids. Gene Ontology annotation, molecular function: aldehyde dehydrogenase (NAD+) activity. The transcript is spliced from 16 exons. Lineage: Eukaryota; Viridiplantae; Streptophyta; Magnoliopsida; Malpighiales; Euphorbiaceae.